Messenger RNA from Stegastes partitus (bicolor damselfish), 1740 nucleotides. RefSeq names its product putative upstream-binding factor 1-like protein 3/5. NCBI's taxonomy places the organism in Eukaryota, Metazoa, Chordata, Actinopteri, Pomacentridae. The record is from RefSeq and is a predicted model, not a curated record. Bases 242 to 1312 code for a protein of 356 amino acids. The transcript is spliced from 13 exons.
UUACUGUGUCGCCGGGAGUGUUUGUUUUGUAGCUGAUUAACAACGGCAGCUCGUUAAUAAAUUCUCGGUUAAAUAUCGCGCGUGUGUUUUUAAUUUAAGAGAGCUCAGUUUGAUAGGUUAGCGAACUUGCUAAUGUUGCUGUGCAGCUUUUCUGGAGUCACUUGUAAUAAAACAAACGUUUGCAUAGUUAGCAUCCAGCUGUGACACCCGAAGCGUCUUGAAGAAACAUUUUGUUUGAAAAAUGAGUGACGAUAAAAUGGAGACGGAAGAACCUGGAUGGACCAGGGCAGACCUCCAGAAGCUUCUCGGUGCAAUGAAAGCCAGCAUCCCAGAAAAUGAGAAGAUGGACUGUUACACCAAUGGACUGAAAAGAUUAGACUGGAAUAAGGUGGCUUUCCCUCCUUUUUCUCCUGAGGCAUGUAAACAGAAGUGGACAAAUAUGUUGAAGAAGAUGUCUAAAGUUCGGACCCUCACAGAGCUCAUUGUUAGAGCAGAAGAUGUUAUAGCCGAUCCUGCCCAUAACAGAAAGGGUGAGGAGUUCACUGAAGAUGAAGAGGGUCUUCCUCCCAGGCCACCUCUCACUGGCUAUACUGUGUUCUGCAAAGAGCAACUGCCACACAUGCCGGGUACCACGAGUAGAAACAAAAUGAGUGUUUGUGCUCAACGUUGGCAAGAGUUAAGUGAAGCAGAGAAGGACAAAUACCGUACAAACUGCGAAGAGUUGAAGCGACAGUACAGGAUGAAGCUGAAUGAAUAUUUACAGAGGUUUGAUAAAGAGAAGCAGGAGCAGAUCCUGAAGAAGAAUGGCAUCAAAAGACCUAAGAAGCGCAAGAGCAGAAAUGAGGAAAGUCUUGUGGAGGAACCACCUGGCGAGCCAAAGAUGCCAUCCCUAUCUGGUAAUGUGAUUUUCUUCAAAAAUCAGAUGGAACUUCUAAAGGAAAAAAUCCCAGGUCCUAAGGAGCGCCUUGCUGAGGCCAGCAGAAUGUGGAUGGACCUCUCCACAAAGCAGAAAGAAUAUUACGCAAUAAAAGUUGAUGAAAAGAAGAAAAAAUACUCACUGGAGCUGCAGAAGUGGUUUAAAACGUUGACGGCAGCAGAGCAGGAGAGCUAUCUGACACGUCACCCCAAAAAGCAUCAGUACCUUAAGGUCAAGCUAACAGACGUUUUUGUCAGAAAAGAACCACGUCUGAGCCAACCAUCAGACUCCGAAGACGACGACAUCGAGUUCAGUGAAGAAGAGAGCUGUUGGGAGUAUGAGGAGGAGGAUGAGGAGGAGGAGGAAGAUGAAGAGGAUGUCAUGUUUGAGAUGUAGAUGGUGAUGAGAUGGAUAGCAGAAGUGCCACACACAGAUUCAGAUCUGGAUUCUGGAUGUGACGGCUUUAUUUGGUGGUCAUGCUGGCAGGAAGGUUCCCAUCACAUUGGCCUUCUGUGCUGUGUAGCACAUCCAUGCUGGGUUACAAAGGACCACAAACCCUCAGGGCUCCACAGUUUUUUCUACUGUUUUGCUGUUGAUUUUUUGUUCUGAGAUGUUGUGUAAUGUUUGGGAAUACACGCUGCCGAUGGAUAAUGUCCUCUGAUAUUGAGAGCAUUUAGGUGCCUGAAAAGCUGAAUUCACAGAAAAGUAUGGCUCUGAAACCUUGAAUAGUUCUGACUGGAUAAACAGUCAUCAAAAUGUAAGUUUGUAAAGAAUUCUUUUUGUAUUUAAUAAAAGUGAUAUGCAAAACUUCAAAAUAACCAAAA